Aspergillus pseudonomiae is the source of this 1353-nucleotide messenger RNA. RefSeq names its product putative nuclear membrane fusion protein Kar5. The transcript has 5 exons. Gene Ontology annotation, cellular component: endoplasmic reticulum membrane. The coding region runs from base 1 to 1353 and encodes 450 amino acids. Gene Ontology annotation, biological process: karyogamy involved in conjugation with cellular fusion; nuclear membrane fusion involved in karyogamy. The record is from RefSeq and is a predicted model, not a curated record. Lineage: Eukaryota; Fungi; Ascomycota; Eurotiomycetes; Eurotiales; Aspergillaceae.
AUGAGGUCGUCUCCUUCCUGCAACCGCAUCGCAGCAUCUAGGCUUGUCACAUCCUGCCAGUUUGUUAGGGAGAAAACGCAUAAUGUCGACUCUGAGACCUAUAGAGUGUUAGAGCAUACGAGAUCGUUGUAUGCAGCAAGACUCGCUAUCUGCGAACUUGAAGGUGCCGGGGCCCAUAUCCCCAAUGCCUGUCUUCCGGUCACUAUUCCACCGCCACAGAAGAAAGGAAUCUUUGGAUUUUCUUUGAGGCGUGGAAUUCCGGUCAACGGUGUGGACCCGAUUCCAGUCCAGUUGUUGGAAUCCUGUCUCAAGUCGCUGGAGUCACGACCUCAAUGGUGGACUUCUUAUAGCAACAGUAGGCAGAACGCUUUCGUGAUAUGUCAAGCCGCAAGGAUUGAGAACGAAAAGGAAGAGCUUUUGGAUCUCCAUAGGUCAGUAGUCCAGGGCUCUAACAAACUCAAUCAGGGCCUUCAAGAAGCCUUGCGGACGGCUGCUGCUCAAUCUUCACAGCACAGAGCUUUCGCCAGUGAAAUUGCAAAUAUGAAUGCUAGGCUGGUUCACGACAUGGAAGAAACUCGCUCGCACUUCAAGACUAUGAUUGAAAAGGCUAUUUACAAUAUUGAAGCCAGAGCCGUUUCAGUUGUCAAUACUAUUACCUCGGUGCUCGGAAGGGCUCAGGCUGGGGCAACAGCUCUAGAUGAGAAUAUUCAAAAUGUAUCCUCCGAGGUUAGCAAGCUGCAAUACACUUUUCAAGAUCUUUUGAACGAAGUGCUGUCUGCAAAUGAGCAAAUUGCGUUGGCACACCAACAGAAUGCUAUGUCACACAACGAGCUCGCCGUUAACCUUCGAUCGAAACUAGAGUCCUUAUUGCAAGAUGAUAUGGCUAUAUUACUUCAUAAUAUUGAGGCAUUCGAUUCUUCAUUAGAAUGGCUCUCUGGAAGAUUCGGGCUCCUGUCCGAGCAAGAAAUGAGUAUAUCCGAGCGUCUGCGAACUUUCGAUACAGAAUUGAAAGAACUCCAGUCGAGAGCCGAAGAUAUACACAAGGCGCAGUUACAGCAAGCUGAAACUGUCGAGUUCCAGUCAAGGCUACAAGAGAAACUACAAACCAGCGUACAAAUCUCGCAAGCUUUACUUGACAAGGUAGCCGCAACUGCAGCCAAUUUGCAGGCGAUGAUCGAUGAGACAUCAGCGCGUUAUAAAGACUCCCCCGCUUUAAGGCCGCUUUUUAGCCCAUACUCCUCGUGGACCUUUUAUGGUCUUCUUCUGAGUGUCAUAGCAUCUCACAACGUGAAAGUUGCUUUAGCAUUGCUUAUUAUUAGUGCUCUCCAAUUCAUGGCCAUGAGGACACUAUGA